AUCAUUUAUGAUUUGUCAGUUGCAUUAAAGAAUUCCACCGUUCAACAAUUGCUAUCGAUUACUGAAGUUUCGUUUCACUAAACCAUGAUUUUAAACUUAUGGACCCUAAUUUUGGCCACCUUCACUGGUGGCCUUGGAAUUUAUCUUUUCUAUAAUUUAAAGAAACUCAAAAUGUUCAAAAGCUCCGGAAUUCCCCAUAUCGCACCCAUACCUUUAUUCGGUAACAUGAUGCCAGUCAUGUUCCGUAGAAUAAGCAUGGGAAAUAUGAUUAAAAAAAUGUACGAUAAUUUCUCAAAUGCAAAAUACUUUGGUGUAUAUGACUUCAUGAACCCAGUUAUUGUACUGCGUGACCUUGAAUUAGUAAAAUCGGUCGGAGUGAAGAAUUUUGAAAGCUUUCCAAAUCAUCGAACCUUCGUUGAAGAAACUUGGGAUCCCCUCUUUGGGAAGAACUUGUUUUCCUUAACAGGAGAAAAAUGGCACAAUGUCAGGAAUUUGUUAAGUCCAGCUUUUACGUCGAGCAAGAUGAAGACAAUGUACAAACUCAUAUCUCAAUGUGCGAUUGACUUCACUGAAUUUCUGGCGAAGGAUACGAAAAAUAAUCAGGUGAGAGAAAUGAAGGACGCCUUCACGAGGUAUACCAACGAUGUGAUAGCAACCUGUGCAUUUGGGAUCAAAAUUGACUCGAUGAGAAAUCCAGAAAAUGAAUUUUAUUCGAUGGGCAGGGAAGCCACGGAUCUGGAAAAAAUUACCCUGAAAUUCUUUCUUAUGAGAGACUUUUUCUGGAUUGUGAGACUCUUCAACAUUCGAUUGAUCCAGCCAAGAAUUGCUCGAUUCUUCACAGAAAUUAUCGAAUCCACGAUAACUAUGAGGGACAAGAAAGGAAUAUCUCGACCGGAUAUGCUACAACUCAUGAUGGAGAAUAGGGAGAAUGAAAAAAGCAAAGUCGAACUCACUUUAGAGGAAAUGACAGCCCAGGCCUUUAUUUUCUUUUUUGGUGGUUUCGACACGACCUCGACCAACAUGUCUUUUGCUGCUCAUGAGCUUGCUGUUAAUCCUGAAAUUCAGACUAGGCUGCAAGAAGAAAUUGAUAAAAUUUUACGUGAUACAAAUGGAGAUCCUUCAUAUGAAGCAAUUAAUGGAAUGGAGUAUUUGGAUGCAGUUUUAAAUGAAACUCUUAGAAAAUAUCCUCUCGUUCCAAUGUUGGACAGAGUUUGUUCGAAAGAAUUUGAACUUCCGCCAACACUUCCUGGUACAAAACCAUUUUUAGUCAAACCUGGCAUGACGGUUUGGCUUCCGGCCUAUGCUAUACAAUAUGAUGCUAAUUAUUUUGAAGAACCAGAGAAAUUCAAUCCUGAUCGGUUUUUGAAAAAUGGCAAUGCUAACAUUAAGUCUGCAACAUUUUUAUCAUUUGGUAUUGGACCCAGACAGUGCAUCGGAAAUAGGUUUGCGCUUUUGGAAACGAAGACUAUGUUGUUUUACUUACUGGCUCGAUGUAAUUUGAAAGUUUGUUCAAAAACAAUUGUUCCGUUGAAAAUGAGUAAAAAGACGUUCGGUCUUGCAUCCGAAGAUGGCUACUGGAUGUCUUUGGAAAACAGAACCAAUAAUUAUCUUCCUAACUGAUGUCCUGAAGGAAACACUCUUGUGUUUUAACCCUUUCAUUUGACAGAUGUCGUUUAGAUGGCAAUAUUUUUUAAACAUAAUUAUAAUAAUGAAUUGAUUUCUAGACUAGACUUAUAGUAUAUUACUGCUUUUCAGUGAACACCAAUAUUUUUAUGAAAAAUGUGGAACCCUUGAAUUAAAAAGACAAGACAUAAGAAAACUUAUAAAAAUUUGUUACUAAAAAUGUUCAUUUUUUUAAUAGUAUAUUUAGAAUUUUAGUAAUAAAUAGCUUGUCAUGAUCAUUAUUUAACAGAGCAGAGUAAAAAGAAAGUUGAAGGCCCGAAUGCAUCGAAUCUUUUGGUCAAUUCUAAAGAUACCCUUUUCUAACUUUCCCGAUUUUUCUCGUCGAAUAAGAGACAGCGAUUGUAACAAUAUUUUUUACAAAUUUGUAUAUAAGUUGAAACUUAUUAAUUUUGUAGUAAUUUUUUAAAAUAAUUUUUAACACAGGGACGCACGUACAGCCAAAACCAAUCGAUCUAUUUCGAUUACAUUUUUCAUAAAUAUAUUAAAUAAGGCAUAUAUGGGCGAAAAUAAAAAAAUGCACCAA
Messenger RNA from Belonocnema kinseyi, 2206 nucleotides. Its product is annotated as cytochrome P450 9e2-like. The record is from RefSeq and is a predicted model, not a curated record. Bases 85 to 1620 code for a protein of 511 amino acids. Lineage: Eukaryota; Metazoa; Arthropoda; Insecta; Hymenoptera; Cynipidae. The transcript is spliced from 2 exons. Gene Ontology annotation, molecular function: oxidoreductase activity, acting on paired donors, with incorporation or reduction of molecular oxygen; heme binding; monooxygenase activity.